CCCACAAAAAGAAAAUGGCAGCAGCAGUUUCAACACCCUUCUCCAUUCCUAUGCUGAUGAUAUUAUUCAUCACACUGGUUUAUCAAGCUUAUGCUCAAAUCCCACAACCUACGGAUCGUGAAACAACAUACGUCUUCUACCUGCAAGACAUAACAAGAGGGCCGAAUGCCACAGUUGCAGCAGUGGCGGGCAUCAAGGGAAGGAAUUGGAACUUCAACACAUUUGGAAGCGUGUUUGUGGUGGAUGAUCCAGUGACGGUGGACCCAAGCCCAGCGUCUACGUUGGUGGGCCGGGCCCAAGGUUUGCUGGUGGUUUCGUCUCGUGAUGGAGCUUAUGUGAAUGUGGUGCUUUCAAUUGUGUUCAGCAGUUGGCAGUUGAAUGGUAGCAGCUUGGAGCUGCAAGGCAUUAAUCGGCAGAAUGAUAAUGUUAGAACGGUGUCUGUUGUGGCUGGCACUGGUCAAUUUCGUUUUGCCAGAGGCUAUGCUACAUUGCAAACUGUGGCUUAUGAUCCUGCGACUGCACGCUCCACCGUUCGCUUCACCAUAACCUUACGUACUUGACAAAACUAUGUAUUACUUUUUCUUUCAUUCUAAAUAAUAU
Molecule: messenger RNA, 600 nt
Organism: Vigna radiata var. radiata (mung bean)
Lineage: Eukaryota; Viridiplantae; Streptophyta; Magnoliopsida; Fabales; Fabaceae
Product: dirigent protein 2-like
Exons: 1
Coding region: 15-560 (181 amino acids)
Source: RefSeq, a predicted model, not a curated record